AUGGGGUUGACCCGCAAGAAGCUGUUUGUAUUUUUAACAAGUCUCCAUUUAUAUCCUUUAACAUUUGGGGAUGGCAUAGGUGUAAACGUUGAUGCUGUGUGUAACUCGACAAUAUCACAGCGAGUUAAUUACGAGUUUAAUUCAGAUGUUGUGAAUAGCGAGCAUAUAAUAACAUACAAGGGUUAUUUUCCAAGAUCAACAAGAGAGAAUUAUGUCACUGCAGCGUUGAGGAAUGCGGGGAUAUCAAAUUGGACAUUACUGCAACGUAAUAACCCAGCUAAAGAAUAUCCAAGUGACUUCGAUGUAAUAGUUCUUGAAGAUGAAGGAAGACGUGCACUUGAUGCCUUGAAAGACCAUCCAGCUAUCCGUCGAGUUACAGCGCAGCGGCAAGUUACCCGUACUAUCAAAUACAUUCGCGAGGAUGAUUGUGGACCAGCUGGAUGUUUAUAUGCGGGCUGGCGUAAUCAUCGAGUACGAGGACCGAAAUCCUUAAGACAGCCGCGUGAGAAUGGUGGUUACACGUCCAGGAAGUUGUUACGAACUGUCCCUCGGCAAAUAACAUCGGUCUUGAAAGCUGAUCUGCUCUGGUCUCUUGGUGUAACUGGUGAAGGAAUAAAAGUAGCAGUGUUUGACACGGGGUUAGCUCGAAAUCACCCACAUUUCGGGCGCGUCCGUGAACGAACCGAUUGGACCGGCGAAAACACAUUAGACGACGCUCUAGGUCAUGGGACUUUCGUCGCUGGUGUGAUCGCCUCUCGAGCUGAAUGCCUUGGCUUUGCACCUGAUGCAGAUUUACAUAUUUUCCGCGUGUUUACCGACAAUCAGGUUUCAUACACAUCGUGGUUUCUGGACGCGUUUAACUACGCUAUCAUGCGUAAAAUUGAUGUGCUUAACCUGAGCAUUGGUGGACCGGAUUUCAUGGAUCACCCAUUUGUUGAUAAAGUAUGGGAGCUUAGUGCAAAUAAGGUAAUCAUGGUGUCUGCAAUAGGAAACGACGGUCCUUUGUACGGUACUCUCAACAACCCUGCAGACCAGAUGGAUGUCAUUGGUGUUGGAGGCAUCGGGUUCGAUGACAGGAUUGCAAAGUUUUCGUCCAGAGGCAUGACCACGUGGGAACUACCACACGGUUAUGGUCGUAUGAAGCCGGACAUCGUAACAUAUGGUAGCGGCGUAAGAGGCUCAAGUGUCAAUGGAGGUUGCCGGUCACUUAGUGGUACGUCAGUGGCGUCGCCUGUGGUUGCCGGUGCCAUAGCGUUGCUGGCAAGUGGCGUGCCGCGUCACAAUCUCACGCCCGCUGCAGUGAAGCAAGCUCUGUGUAUGACUGCGCUACGGCUGCCAGGACCCAACAUGUUCGAACAGGGACACGGCAAACUGGACCUUAUAAGCGCUUAUCAGUUUCUCCGCAAAUAUGAGCCUCAAGCGUCGUUGAGUCCGAGCUACAUCGACCUCACGGAGUGUCAGUACAUGUGGCCGUAUUGCACGCAGCCGUUGUACUACAGCGCGCAGCCUACUAUCGCCAAUGUCACCGUCAUCAAUGGACUGGGCGUUUCGGGGAGAGUCAAAGACGUGUCGUGGCACCCACACCUACCAAACGGCGUGCUCCUGUCGGUGUCGGCUGAUUACAGUCCAAUCCUCUGGCCUUGGUCUGGUUGGCUAGCACUGAGCUUCAGCGUCAUUGAAGAGGGCGCCGAUUUCGAUGGCAUUAUUGAGGGUCACAUGAACGUCACGGUUGAAAGCGACGAUGACUCCGGAGAGAAAAUUAUGAGGAAUGCGACGCUCACACUUCCUAUACGGGCUCGCGUUAUCCCAGUGCCGGUGCGUUCUCGCCGCCUCCUGUGGGACCAGUUCCACAGCCUGCGCUACCCGGGCGGGUACUUCCCGCGCGACGACCUGCGCGCCAAGCACGACCCGCUCGACUGGCACGCCGACCACGUUCACACCAACUUCCGCGACAUGUACCGCCGCCUUCGAGAACACGGCUUCUAUUUGGAAGUUAUGGGUUGUCCUUUAACAUGCAUCGACACGUCGUUGUAUGGAGCGUUGCUGCUAGUGGAUCCGGAAGAUGAGUACUUCCCUGAAGAAAUGGCUGCACUGAAGAAAGCCGUCGACUCUGGCAUGUCUCUCGUAGUUUUCGCUGACUGGUACAACGCUUCAUUACUGCGCCACGUUAAGUUUUACGACGAAAAUACCCGACAAUGGUGGAUCCCUGAAACAGGGGGUGCCAACGUGCCCGCUUUGAACGAUUUACUCAGCAUGUAUCAAGUUGCCCUGGGUGAUCGCGUUUUCGAAGGAGCAUUCAGGUUGGGCGGUCAUCCAAUGUACUAUGCGAGUGGAACUCAUAUACAUAGUUUUCCUGAACAUGGAAUCCUGAUAACGGCGCCUCUUAGUGACCAGGGUCAUCAAAUAAUGUCUGGAGAAAAGCCGAGUGCAGGAGGCGGUGCGUCAGCCGGUGGGCAGACGGUCGACGUGCCGAUACUAGGACUACUGCAGACUGAUGGCGAAACCCGGGAUUACACGAACGAUACCAGCGACAGGCUACCUAAGGCUGGUCGGCUAGUGGUGUAUGGUGACUCUUCGUGCUUGGAAGGCGGCGCUGCUCGCAACUGCCACUGGUUACUGCUCGCCGCGCUACAGUAUGCGCUCGUCGGACAUCUGCCGUCUUCACUCAAGGACGCCGCCACUCCACACCAGCACCGACUGCGCGACGUACAUAUUAUACCAUCAGAAUUGCCACAGAGAGCAGAAGGGGGUCGGUUGCACGUAUACUCCAGGGUUUUAUCUCCCGACGGCAGUGGACCGCGGCCCGUACCAGAGUGUAUGACCCCGACCCCAGUGAGGCCCCACCCGAUUCAUGCACCACCGUCAGCCCGCACCCUCGCUCCGCGACAUCAACCUACUGACCCUAAAAGUAUUGGUGCCCCCGAGAUAGAGGGUACGGAGCCUGCGCCGCGCACUUGGCGUGGAGCUGGGGCUGCACCGUCGCGCGCUCAUGGUGGGGCGGAGCACCAGAGUCCGAGCAUGACUAGCCGCGCCAUGACGCUGCUGGCCAUCAUAGCCGUCGUGUACUGCCUCACCGCCGCCUGGAAGCGCUGCGGCCGCAAGCUACGCCGCCGGAGGCUCAUGUCGUUAGCCACCUAG
Messenger RNA from Spodoptera littoralis (African cotton leafworm), 3138 nucleotides. Lineage: Eukaryota; Metazoa; Arthropoda; Insecta; Lepidoptera; Noctuidae. The record is from the annotation of a GenBank genome assembly.